This is a messenger RNA of Rhagoletis pomonella (apple maggot), 1725 nucleotides long. RefSeq lists its product as uncharacterized. The transcript has 4 exons. The record is from RefSeq and is a predicted model, not a curated record. The coding region runs from base 609 to 1307 and encodes 232 amino acids. Lineage: Eukaryota; Metazoa; Arthropoda; Insecta; Diptera; Tephritidae.
CAAACCCAACUACCCAAUGCGGACCUGUUCAUUUAGACCACUUUUUUGUGGGCGAUAUUAUCAAAAAUUUUUUUUAUAUUUCAAAAACUUUUUAAACCAAGGAUAUCACUGCUUUACUGACUCGUACAACUAAAGGCAUCAAUAUCCUGGAGUACUAUAAAGAGAACAACACAUUAACAAGUGUCCUCAGAGAUGAAGUAAUCAACAUUAUUGUUGAAGAAAUUGUGCUCAACGGCAUUACUCUGAAAGCCAAUGAUUUUGCACCUUUGUUUAAUGAAAUUUGCUCACUUUUUCCGACAGAAAGAACUGCUGAGGAUUACUAUUUCAUACCGCGAAAGGGAAGAAAUAACCCAGGGGGUAAGCUGUAUGUGAAAUACAAAAAUCAAAGGAGCAAAAAAAGGAUACUGGGAGGCUCUAUUUCUGAAAAUGUGCAGUCUUCUUCUAAGCAACAAGUCGAAUCUGAGGAAACAAAUGAGAAAGAUGUGGAAAUUGACGAAUCUAUAGCUCUAGGCUUAAAAACUUCCUUAAGCAGAGGUAAUGCUGACUGGACAGAAAUUUGUGAUAAGUGGAAGAAAACCUACCCUAUUCGGCAAAGGGAUUUGAAGUCAAUGAAGACUAAUGAAUUUUUGCAGAGCUGGCCAAAACUUUUAGAUUCGAGAGCUCCUGAUUUGAUGAAAAUUGAUUUUAAUAUUAUGUAUCCGGGCAAGGAACAUUUGCUACUUGCAAAAUGGGAAAUAUUUAAAGAACAAGUUUUGCGGUUUUAUGAAGCCAAUGUCCAUAAUGAAUUUUGCAAACAGUUACUUCAGCAAGUAAAGUCGUCUGUUAGCAAAGACGUCCAGGAUUACAUAUGUGCGAUAUUACUUAAUGCAGUUAUGCCAUCUUCCGCACGGUAUAAAAACGAGCAUGGAAAGCGCAACAGAAAAAUGACAAUAAUAGAUGCCCAAGAAAACUUUGUAUUGCAGCUGACUUCAGUUAAUGACUACCAAAGAAAAGUAAAUGAUAUUAUCAACAAAUAUUAUUCAGCUGGGUUAACUCUGCAGCCGUUUCUUAUAGUCGAGGGCUCGGUUGAAACAGAUUUGAAGGGGUAUUAUAUUUAUUUUGAUAGCAUUUUGUACAAACUUAAUUCGUUCAUAGAAAGCUUGGAUUUAUGCUUUAAAAUUUUUCAAAUUUUUUCACUGAACUAUCCCAAAACAUGCCAGCAUCCGUGGCUUUUUAUACAGCAAUAUUUUUUCGAAAUUAACACAAUUUAUGAUUUUAAAUCACCAAACAUUACUCGUCUUGUUAACUAUUUGAAAAUUAAUAAGUAAUUGCACAAAAUGUAUUCUUGUUUUCGUUGUCUUAAAGAAUUUUCUGAAUCUAAAAACCUAAUUUGUCAUUUCAAGAUUGACCACUUAAUGUCUACCAAGUUUCUAAAACUUCGGUGCGUACAAGAAAACUGUCACCAAACAUUCACAAAUUUUACAUAUUUUCGUGUUCAUUUGGAAAAACAACAUAAAUUUGAAAAAUGUAUAGAUGAAAGAAGUCCCAACUCUUUUUCGUUGCCAUCAGCAACGACUUUCCAAAAAAAAGUUUCAGAAGACACAGAAGAAAACGAUAAUUUAAUUCGACAAAACUGUAGUCCCCCCAAAAAUAUAAAUACUUUAGAAACUAUAAAUAGUUUAAAGAAAAAUGCAUUAGAGUUAUCCUUGAGUUUAUAUGAUCAAAACGCCAUGCCUAGAAAAAGAG